This is a messenger RNA of Serpula lacrymans var. lacrymans S7.9, 451 nucleotides long. RefSeq lists its product as uncharacterized. The record is from RefSeq and is a predicted model, not a curated record. The transcript has a single exon. NCBI's taxonomy places the organism in Eukaryota, Fungi, Basidiomycota, Agaricomycetes, Boletales, Serpulaceae. The annotation marks the transcript as partial.
UGGAGUGGUGAAAUGCAAGCUUGGUUGAUGACCAAGGGACUGUGGAGGCUCGUCUCUGGCGCUGAAAAGUGUCCUGGGACUGAUGCUGAAGCAAUAGAGAAAUGGGAGUUGAGAGCUGAAAAGGCUGCUGGUGCAUUAUAUCUCAAUGUCACCAAAGAGCAGCGCAUCCAUCUUGAUGGCAUCAUUGAUGAUCCUGUCAAGAUCUGGGAGAAACUGGCAAUUGUGCACGUCUCUAAGAAGCCUGGGACGAGAUUUAAUGCCUAUGACGACUUCUUCUCUAUCAGAAAGAAGGAGGACGAGUCCCUGCAGUCUCUCAUGACCAGAAUUGACGAAGGCAUGCAUCAGAUUCAAAAUCUUUGUCCUACUGGCUUCUCAUUGUCUGAAUUGGACGAUGAAUUGACAUGCAUGGCCAUGAUUAGGGCGCUUCCUGAUCAAUAUGCCCACUUCACUU